CUUGUGGCGUCAAUGCGCCCGCAGUGUCCAUGGAGAGAGGCUGAGGUGGCCGAGUUCCGGCCCGAGGUAUCGGGGCGCCGGGAGGGCGAGGAUGUCGGCUUCGUUAGUCCGGGCCACUGUCCGGGCUGUGAGCAAGAGGAAGCUGCAGCCCACCCGGGCCGCCCUCACCCUGACUCUGCUUCAGCAUCUUCAUCUGGCCAAGCCCCAACCAGACAGGGUGAAAGAGCACACUCGGGCCAUCCAUCAGACACCUUCAGCAGUAAACAAGAUAAAACAGCUUCUUAAAGAUAAGCCUGAACACGUUGGUGUGAAAGUUGGUGUCCGAACCAGGGGUUGUAAUGGCCUUUCCUACACUCUGGAAUAUACAAAGACAAAAGGAGACUCUGAUGAGGAAGUUGUUCAAGAUGGAGUCAGAGUGUUCAUCGAGAAGAAAGCACAGCUAACACUUUUAGGAACAGAAAUGGACUAUGUUGAAGACAAAUUAUCCAGUGAGUUUGUGUUCAAUAACCCAAACAUCAAAGGAACAUGUGGCUGUGGAGAAAGCUUUAAUAUUUGACUCCUCAGGACUGCUCGGGCUGUAGGCCCCAGGAGAGCUGUGGAAGCUCUACGGCUUAUUGAAGAAGUCAUAGGACUGUCGCAUGCUUAAGGUUUGUAACAUAUGGCUGCCUUACAAGGAAAAUAAAGUGAUGCAUUUGAAAAUGAA
This is a messenger RNA of Delphinapterus leucas (beluga whale), 703 nucleotides long. RefSeq names its product iron-sulfur cluster assembly 1 (gene ISCA1). The record is from RefSeq and is a predicted model, not a curated record. Gene Ontology annotation, cellular component: cytoplasm; mitochondrion. Gene Ontology annotation, molecular function: 2 iron, 2 sulfur cluster binding. Lineage: Eukaryota; Metazoa; Chordata; Mammalia; Artiodactyla; Monodontidae. Gene Ontology annotation, biological process: iron-sulfur cluster assembly.